CUUCUCAAAUCUCGCGAGAGACAUUUUCCUUUUGAAGGCCAGCUGAUCGUUUACUUCAGUGUGGUGACUAGCCUGAAGCUUUUAAGUAAACGCAACGUCGACGCUGUAAUACUGAGCAACAAACACUUCCAAAGAUGGCUGACGCAAACCAACAAAGUCCUCCUCCCCAGCUAGGGCCUGUGCAAUUUUUAAUGAGCAACAAGCUGGAAACUGCAAUGUGGCUUUCACGACUCUUUACCGUCUACUGCUCAGUAAUGUUUAUUCUACCAAUUUUGGGACCCUAUGCAGCAGCUAACUUCUAUCAGCGAGCCUUGUUGGCGAACGCCCUCACCAGUGCCCUUCGCUUGCAUCAAAGGCUUCCACGCUUUCAGCUGAGCAGAGCUUUCUUGGCCCAGGCUCUUCAGGAGGAUAGCUGCCAUUACCUGCUCUACUCACUCAUCCUGGUCAACUCCUACCCCAUCACAAUGAGCAUCUUUCCAGUCUUCCUCUUCUCCGUGCUUCAUGCAACUACCUACACAAAGAAAGUCCUUGAUUCUGUGGGCCCCAAUAGCAUGAUGUUCAUCAGAAACCUCCUGGACAAACUUACAUCCAAUCAGCAGAACAUCCUGAAGUUUAUCGCCUGCAAUGAGAUCUUCUUGAUGCCAGCCACUGUUUUCAUGCUCUUUAGCGGACAGGGGAGCUUGCUGCUGCCUUUUAUUUACUACCGAUUCCUCACCCUCCGCUACACAUCCAGAAGAAACCCAUACUGCCGCACUUUGUUCACAGAGCUGCGAAUUCUUCUGGAGCACUUCAUAAUGAAGCCUGCCUGCCCCACCUUCUUCAGGAAGAUGUGCCUCAGCAGUAUCGCCUUCAUCAGCCGCCUCGCCCCCACAGGGGUCUGAUUACACUCCAUAAAAGUUCUGUUUUUUGUUUUGUUUUUUUGUUCCGCCACUUAAGAUGCGACUUAAACUUUGAUGAGGACAGACAUUGCCAUCAACAGAAGGAACUGUUUUUUGAAUGUCAACUUUACAGCCUGUGCUCCAACUUCUCUGUAAAUGAGUACAGUUGAAGAGCAGCCAGUAAUGCACUGAAGGCUCAUGGUGAUAUUUCCUUCCCAUGUUCUUAAUGUGACCUCAUUCAAGCGGUGGACACCCCUAACUUUGUUACGUUCACUGAAUGCAGCACAGUAGACAACUGUGAUCUGUAUGUACCGGCUGUUAUUAUUUGUUCCUUUUUAUGUCCUUUAUUUAUUCAUGAAAUCACUUAUUCUAUGAUGAAACAUUAACAUUCUGAGAUUAGUAACUUAAAUUAAAAUGUGGUUCUACAUUGUUAAAAAUGUUUGGUUUUUUUGGUUGUUUUUUUUAAAUGAUCAUGUUGUGCUUGGAUGGGUGGAGGAUAGGAUUUGUUUGCAGCUUCUAUGUGGUCCAAUGUCUUUUAUUUCUUUUGUGUUUAAAGCAUCCUAUUAUUUGAUUUGUCUAAAUGCCUAACUUUAAAUGUAUUCUAUCAAUGCCAUCAACUCACUCUUUUAACAAAUUAGAUCUAUGAAGGUAUGAUGUCAAAAUGGGUGUUCAAUUGAGAAACAAGAUAUCUGCUGUAUUUUUGAGAAUAUUUGAAGGUACCAGACAUUUUGCUGUGGGAUUCAUAUGUGAAAUGAGUUGCACAAUGCCUGUCAUGUUUUCAAUGCAUUCUUGUUUCUCAGUUUGAAAGCUGUUUUGAAUGUGCUUCAUUUAUUUAGUUUUCUUGCUCUGAUUUAUUUUUCUGCCAUGUUAAAUGUGUUUUAUUUGCCUACAGACAAACCACAUUUUUAUGACAAGAAUAAAAUGAUCUCUUAAUUAAACCAAUAAAAUAUUAAAGAAGA
Perca flavescens (yellow perch) is the source of this 1837-nucleotide messenger RNA. RefSeq names its product transmembrane protein 33 (gene tmem33). NCBI's taxonomy places the organism in Eukaryota, Metazoa, Chordata, Actinopteri, Perciformes, Percidae. The transcript has 8 exons. Bases 135 to 881 code for a protein of 248 amino acids. Gene Ontology annotation, biological process: membrane organization; endoplasmic reticulum tubular network organization. Gene Ontology annotation, cellular component: endoplasmic reticulum; membrane. The record is from RefSeq and is a predicted model, not a curated record.